Messenger RNA from Metschnikowia bicuspidata var. bicuspidata NRRL YB-4993, 669 nucleotides. It is a transcript of the gene RHO3, whose product is annotated as Rho family GTPase. Gene Ontology annotation, molecular function: GTP binding; GTPase activity. NCBI's taxonomy places the organism in Eukaryota, Fungi, Ascomycota, Pichiomycetes, Serinales, Metschnikowiaceae. Gene Ontology annotation, biological process: small GTPase-mediated signal transduction. The transcript has 2 exons. The coding region runs from base 1 to 669 and encodes 222 amino acids. The record is from RefSeq and is a predicted model, not a curated record.
AUGCCUCUUUGCGCCGGCGGAAACAAAACGAUCCAGCGAAAAAUCGUCAUUCUAGGCGACGGAGCCUGUGGCAAAACUUCGCUCCUCAACGUGUUCACGCGUGGGUACUUUCCCCAGGUGUACGAGCCCACGGUGUUUGAGAACUACGUGCACGACAUAUUCAUAGAUGGCCAGGCGGUGCAGUUAUCUCUAUGGGACACGGCGGGGCAGGAGGAAUUCGACCGUUUGCGGGCGCUUUCGUACUCGGACACCCACUGCAUCAUGCUCUGCUUUUCGAUCGACUCGCCGGACUCGUUGGAAAACGUGCAGCUGAAAUGGGUGGGGGAAAUCGCAGACCACUGUGUGGGCGUCAAGCUCGUGUUGGUGGCCUUGAAAUGUGACUUGCGCAAUCAGGAGGAAGAUCCGCUGAGUGUGCAUGAAGACGAGUCGUUCAACCCGUACUCGAACCAGUCCUCGGGCAUGCCCGGGUCACACCGGAGAUUGGUGCCGUACGAGGACGGGCUCAGCGUGGCCAAGAAAGUCGGAGCCUUGCGGUACCUAGAGUGCUCGGCCAAAAAGAACCGGGGGGUCAACGAGGCGUUUUCGGAAGCUGCCCGGUGUGCGCUCAAUGCAAAGCCAAAGGGCCUGAACGACAACGAGCCCGAGAAAAAGAGCUGUGUGGUCAUGUGA